Molecule: messenger RNA, 632 nt
Organism: Nymphalis io (European peacock)
Lineage: Eukaryota; Metazoa; Arthropoda; Insecta; Lepidoptera; Nymphalidae
Product: peptidyl-prolyl cis-trans isomerase Fkbp12-like
Exons: 3
Coding region: 124-450 (108 amino acids)
Molecular function (GO): peptidyl-prolyl cis-trans isomerase activity
Source: RefSeq, a predicted model, not a curated record
GUUGUUCAACCCAGCAUUUGCAUUUUGCCAAUUAAUAUUUAGCAUUAGCAUAUUUCCGUAAGAGAAUUUCGCCUAACAUUUUUCCACGUGUUUAUUAGUUGGUUUACCUUCUAUUACAAUAAUAUGGGUGUUGACAUAGAAACUCUUGCGCCCGGAAACGGCACUACUUAUCCGAAACCCGGUCAAACAGUUGUCGUCCACUAUACUGGAACCCUACAAAAUGGCAAAAAGUUUGAUUCGUCUAGAGAUCGUGGCCAGCCAUUUAAAUUCACCUUAGGAAAAGGGGAUGUGAUUAAGGGCUGGGACCAAGGAUUGGCUAAAAUGUCAGUGGGUGAGCGAGCCAAACUGACCUGUUCUCCUGAUUUUGCUUAUGGUUCUAGAGGUCAUCCUGGAGUCAUUCCGCCUAAUGCUACUCUUGUGUUUGAUGUAGAAUUAUUAAGAGUCGAAUAAAUCCCUUGCCAUAUUUAUUAAAUGUAAUUAAAUUAUUAUUAUUGUAUUAUAAAUUAUUUAUUUAAAAAGAACACAAAUUAUUAUAUUUGUUUAGUUUAAAGCUGUGUAUAUUUGGUUGGCGACUUAGGUUUUUAUCCUCAUAGUUUAUUAUUGUUAAUAUACUCAUAUAUAAUUUUAAUAUA